CGACAUUUCACAUCGCGCAGAGCUCUUGGCAACGAGAGUGUCGGGCUUGCAACGCUUCCGGGCACGACACGACUUCUGGUCUUUCAGCACUUGUACAGUACAUACUCUUGCGACCCCGUACUGCAUUGUACAUAGCCCGCUCUUUGUGCGGACCAGGCCCAGCCACUGCGACGGUCCCCCUCGAUGCGCAGCUGCCUGGCGGUCUUGCUUCGGCCCUCGUCAUGUUCCUCCUCCUGACCUAACGCUCUCUCUUACUCUCUCUUCUGCUUCGCGAGGGUUGGGAAGGGAAUGGUCGUGGUGCAACAAUGGCUCUAGACCCCCUCCUCCCCAUCGCCCCGGCGAGGGUCAAGGCCUUGGUGCUGCCCGUCGGCCACAUCAAACGGGAACGCUUCGCUUCUUUUGUCGACCGUCUCAAAUCCGAGCAGGUCGUCUUUCUCGGCGAGGUCACUCCCGAUCCGCGCCCACAUAGAAACAUGUUCUCGCCCUUAGCGUUCCCCGCCGGUGCCAUGUUCUACGAUCUCACGACGCACCACCCCCUACCCUCCCACCUCUCGCUUUCGCCCUUUGAUUUGUUUCGGGAGCCUCUCGCCGUCAUUGCCGUAGCCGAUGGCGCUGAGCUGCCCAACGUUGCGUUCAGCAAGCGACAGUCAGGGGGCAAGACUGUCGAGGAGGCGAACAUUCGAGCCCUCUACCAGGGAUUGGAAGAUUUGCGAGAUCGAUACCCGAAAGUGCUUGCCCAUCGAGUGUUGGUGUUCGACUACCUGCCGUCCAAAGAGAAUCCCGUGCCAUUACCCGAGGGCAUCGUCACCAUACCGCCUGCCGAACAAUCCAAGCGGACCACCAUCAAGACAGUCAUGUGCGACAUUUCCGCGUUGAUCUUGGCUGAGAUGACCACUCUGGCGAGAUCUUACGAAGGAAUGUCGUUUAUAGACUCACCGGGGCAGUCUUUGACCCGCGGCGAGACAGGGGACGAUCCGGUUGGGGUCGCGAGGAGGAAUUCGCAAUUUGCUCUGCCGGUCAAUCGGUCGGCAUCUGCGAGCGGAUUUCUCGAUCGGAGCCAUGUCCGCAUGUCCAUGCCCCCAGUCCCUUCAAAAGGGGUUCCGCUCAGCUCCAGCAAUUCUACUCCGGCCCGGCCGUCAACCCCGGUCGGGGAAAAGGUUCUCCCACCCCCGCCUUCCACGUUUGACAGCAUCAUGGGAAGCAUGGAGACCACUAGCCCCGAUCAGAGAGGGGGACACGCACGUCCCGAUACUGCGGAAGGGUUCCGGACUCAAAGCCAAGACCGCGUGUCGGUUCAGGGGUAUGGGCCCGGGGGGCUUAACGAGAAAUGGAGGAGCAAAGGAAGGUGUAGGAUUCAGGUUGUUGUUGGGUCGCUCUAUCUCCAAGCUGGCCUGUGGAGUAAUGCGCUCAAGGAGCUCAGCGAGGCAGCGACUGUUGCAAAGUCAAUUAAUGAUCAUCUCUGGCAUGGGAAAGCCCUGGAGCUCGCUCUCAUCAGUCUCUUGCUGCUCGGCUGGGCUGGUAUCGAGUUUCAGAUUCCCACAGUCAUGCUUCCCCCCCAUGACAAGGGCACGGGCAUCGCGGCUGCGGUUCAAGAAGCUGAGGCUAAAGACCCCAACCAGCCUCGCUGGCUGCGGAAUCUUCAAGUGUACAUGCCAGAGUUGCUCGACCGCAUCAUUGGCCUCUAUUCCAGGAUAUCAGCCGAGCACUUGCCUCCUUUGCCCUUUUCCGAGGCCGUCAUCAGGUUUUGCAGAAUGCUCUCCGCACUCCACAUUGCCAACGGAAAGCUCUGUCAACAGUCGCUGGAUAUGAUGGUGUUUAACACUUUGCCCGAAAAGCCUCUGACCACGUCGCCUCGUUUCACCAUCCAGCCGACGCGCACACUAAUUGUUUCCACCCUGUUCAGGGCAUUUCCGGCUUCGUCCUCAGAACUCCUCACUACUAUCGACCGCAUCGUGAUUCUCAGCGGCAUCGCAUCUGUCCUUGGGCAUUUAGGCUUCCAAAGGAAGAAGGCCAUGGUAAUUAGGGAACUUGUCUCAGUUCUGGUAGGCGGCUUAGUCGAAGCGCGCACACGGGGCGCCGCCGACGUUGGCAUACAUCCAGCUGCCGGGUUGGUUGGCCUCAAUGGCGCAGCCGGAGCAGGCGGAGUGGGAGCGCUGGACCUUGCCGAGGACGAUAUCGAGCACGGAAUCGAGGCCUUUCUGGGGUCUUUGCUCAAGACAUACGGAGUUGUCCGCUAUGAUCUGAUUUCGGAUGGCGAGGAAGAUUCUUCAGAUUCUGCAGUUGUGGCACGAAUUCAGAGACAAUCCGCCGCGAGAUUCUUUGGAAUGCAGAGUGUCAAAAUCAACAUCCUCCGCUCCUGUAUAAACUUCUCCGAGGCUCUACCGGACUUCGCUGGAGUGCUUAGGUACUCGAGCGACCUGUUGCGAACAGCCGGCCGCGGCAUUGCUCCUGGGCCACGGAGGGAAAACGCGUACCCAACAAUAACCAAGGAGGAGCAAGUCCGCCUGAUCACUAACAUCCUCAAAACGUCCAAACUGUCUGUACGCUUGGGCCUUGGCCCCUUAACAGCUGAAUACUGGGACGAGUUCCUCCUCCGCGGGGUCUCUCUGGACCCGCUGCCUCCGACCAAAACUCCUGUCCCACAUGCAAAGACGGAACUCCCAGGAAUCACCGCUUCACGGAGCUCGCAGGAUGUUGAUCCUUUUAUCUACAACCCUUUCCUCAAACGGCCUGAUACGGCAACAGUAGAUCGUACUCUGGUGGCUGGCGAGCCGGCCAGCUUCAGAUUGACGCUUCAGAACCCAUAUGAGAUAGAAGUCGAAGUGGAAAGCAUUCGACUGGAUACCGAGGGUGCCGACUUUGAAUCGGCAGUGGGGAGUAUUGUCAUUGGUCCCUAUCGCACCCAGAUACUGCGCCUGUCUGGCACACCCAAGAGUGCAGGAACGGUCAAGGUUACGGGUGCCAUCAUCAAGGUCCGGGGCUGCCGGGAACGGAGAUUUCCCGUCUUCUCGGAACCGUGGGCUCCAGAGGACGAGCCCAAGACCAAGGCUCCUGGGCUUGCUGCGCUCGACGCAAACGCCGCAUUAGUAUCACCCGCUAUUCAGCGCCUCAAGCCCCAGCAUGUUGAGCUCAACGUGAUUGCUCCCCAACCUGUUGUUGUGGUCAAGUCAUCGACUCUUCCGCAGUCGGCGGUUAUGAUACUGGAAGGAGAGCGCCAAUCGUUCUCCAUGACUUUACAGAACCUCUCUACCACUACGCCGGUGGAUUUUCUCCUCUUCUCUUUCAAAGACUCGACGCAGGAGCCUUUGCAAAUGGCGCUAAACAACCGUGAUGCGACAGCCACGGAGCUCUAUGAGUAUGAGCUUGUACUAGCCAAGAAACACCCGCUUCGCCUAAAGAACCGCGACGACAGUCGGAGAUUCAUCCCUCCUGGCCAGACUGCAACGUUCGAUUUUGAGAUAUUUGGCAAGGCGGGUCUCACCCACGGCCUCAUCCAAGUAGACUAUGCGCACCUCGGUGUACCGCACGACGAAGUGGCCGAGAAAUUCUACACGCGCCAGGUGUCGAUGGAACUCACCAUCACGGUCAACGCCAGCGUCGAGAUCGCACUGGUUGACGUCCUCCCGCUCACGGGCAGCAUCCCGGAGCCGCUAUGGGCUCGGACAGCCUGCCAUGCAAAAGAGGAGGGCCCGUCGGAGCUUGCCGAAGAUUCGCACUGCUUGCUGUUGCUCGACCUCCGCAAUUCCUGGCCCAGUCAAAUGCUCGCCAUGCUCGAGUCUACCGACGGCUUCAGGGUUGAGGAGUACAUACUUCCAGGCAACACCUCGCGCGUCGUGCUCCCCAUCAAACGGGUCUACCUCGAAGACCCGCACGCCUUCAUCCCUGCGCUCAACCCGGCGCGCCAGCGGCAGUUCGUCGUCAGCACCAAGAUCUCCCCCGAGGCGGAGCGCGCCAGCCGCGAAGCCUUUUGGUACCGCGAAAAGGUGCUCGAUACGCUCAAGGGGACAUGGCAGGCCGUACCAGCCGGCGGCGGGGUGGCAGCCACGCGGUCGGGGGAGAUUGAACUCCGCGCGCUGCGCUUCACGGCGCGCAUGAUCGAGUCAAUCAGGGUCGACGAGGUUGACAUUGACAUAUCUGUCAUCGACCCGGCCACGGGCGAGCCGCUCACCAACCCCUCCUCCCAGACGAGAAACAGCCACGUCGUCUACGUAGACGAGUUCCUCCAGCUCCGCGUGCGCGUGACGAACCGCUCUGCGCGGCCCGUCCACCCCGUCCUGCGGCUCACGCCCGCGCUGUGCCACCGCCCGUUCAACGUCUCGCUCGACUUUACGCGCAAGCUGGCCAAGUUUGCGUGGAACGGGAAUCUGCAGCAGGUACUGCCCGUUUUGAGUCCUGACGGCGGAGUGGUGGAGGUGACGAUGGGGGUUACGGCGCUCUGCAGGGGGGAGUUUGAGAUAGCGGGGAGCGUGGAGGAGGCCAGGAUCUGGCCUGAUCCGCAAAACGAAGAGGAACGAGGGGAGAGGAAGAGAGAGACGACCGAGAAGGAGGCGCAGGCUAUCAUCCUUGGCGCGGCGCUGGGUAAGAGGGAGAGGAGGGUCUGGCAUGCACGGAGGCCGUGUCGGUUGGUUGUUACGGAUCGGGAGGCGGAGGCGGGGGAAUAGUACAUACUGUGUGGGAGUUACGGGGAUGGAUAGAGUGGUGGUGUGGUGAACCUAAAGUUGGGUUGGUAAAGGGGGUGGGGUUAAAGCAUUGGUGUUACUGUGGGACAAUGUGAGCGUUGCGCAGCGUUUUGAGAAUUUGGGAGUGGUGAAUGAGACACAAGAGUCAUGUCACAUUCUCGCGACCUGUGAUAUAUCUUGCCGCUCUCCGUAUAUAAUACCACAAAGC
Messenger RNA from Canariomyces notabilis, 4887 nucleotides. Its product is annotated as hypercellular protein hypA-like protein. The record is from RefSeq and is a predicted model, not a curated record. The transcript is spliced from 2 exons. Bases 306 to 4661 code for a protein of 1451 amino acids. Gene Ontology annotation, cellular component: trans-Golgi network. NCBI's taxonomy places the organism in Eukaryota, Fungi, Ascomycota, Sordariomycetes, Sordariales, Chaetomiaceae.